AUGUCGCUGUCGCGUAAGACGUCGCCCGUUGACGAGCUGCGCAAGGCCCUCGACGCGAAGGUCUGCAAAUGGGGUGCCCUCGAGCUGGGUCAUGGUAGCGGCGGCCACAACAGCGUGUUUAGUCUCACGGACUACGACUACCCGGACCGGCACCUUCUGCGUUCCUUCUGCACAACACCCGCCCUCCAAUGGAGUUCCUUCAGCUGCAUGCAGAAGGGCAACGUCGCGCCCAGUGAGGCACAGGCGCGCGGCGUCGCGGAAGACUUCGCGAAACUGACAAGCCUCAGCAGUACGGGUACGACGGGCAGCCAGAACAUUAUUGCAGAGUCUGUCAGCUCUGUCAGCGCCUUCUUGGAGGAGUGCUGUCCUAAACUUUGUCCCAAGAAGGGUGAAAAACUACAUCGUGGGUCAACGUUCCUCUUGUUCGCUGUCAUCACCGGCGACACGGAGCUCGCACGGCGCUGUCUAGAGCUUGGAGCGAACCCAAACAGUAUGGGUUUCCUCAGCGACCCCGAUGGCCCUGUGAACCAGAUGCAGCAUGGCUACAGCCCCAUGUUCAUAAGCGUCAUCGUGGGAAAGGUAGAGGUCAUGUCGGUGGUGCACCACUUCGGCGGAAGCAUCCACGUGUACGAUCGCUGGGGACGCACGCCGUUCAAUGCUGCCGUGGCGCUUGGCGACACAGAGAUUGUGCAGUGGCUGCUGGCAAAGGGUGCUCCACGUUGCAUCGGUAACUGCAUGUCGCUACAGCCAGACGCCUCCACGUUCCCUGAAAUGACGUCCCUAAACCCCGCGCUCCAUCGCCGUCCUGAGCUCUGUAACAACGAGGAGGAGGCGCCACUGUGUCACUGUCACUCGGGCCGGCCGAAGGGUUUCUGUGGCUGCGUGGACGACAUGUUCUCUCGUUGGUCGUACGACCGCCUGCGGUCGCCGUGGCAUGCCGGCAUGGACUUCAAUGCACUUGCGACGGCGUACGCCGCGAGCGCUCGUACCCGAAGGUGCGUGGGCUAG
This is a messenger RNA of Trypanosoma grayi, 1008 nucleotides long. RefSeq lists its product as hypothetical. The transcript has a single exon. Gene Ontology annotation, cellular component: nucleus. Gene Ontology annotation, molecular function: protein binding. Lineage: Eukaryota; Euglenozoa; Kinetoplastea; Trypanosomatida; Trypanosomatidae. The record is from RefSeq and is a predicted model, not a curated record. Gene Ontology annotation, biological process: regulation of apoptotic process. Bases 1 to 1008 code for a protein of 335 amino acids.